AUGCUCACCCGAGAGCCUUACCAAGGAGGAGCCCGCAAGCUUGUCCUUGCUUUUGAUGUAGGGACCACUUACAGCGGUGUCUCAUAUUGUAUCCUCGACCCCGGAGAAGUUCCCCAAAUCCAUAGUGUGGCUCGGUAUCCUGCACAGGACCAUGUCGGGGGCCAUUUCAAGAUUCCCUCCAUCCUUUACUACGACCAAGGCCACAAUGUACGUGCGGUCGGGGCAGAAGCACUUCAAGAAUCCGUUGUCGAGAAAGCAAUGGACCAGCAGUGGAUUAAGCUUACUUGGUGGAAGAUGCAUAUGCGUCCCAAGCAUCUUGCUGCUGCACAUAUCAGCGACAGCGACAUCCCGCCUCUCCCGCAAGAACUCACUUCCACACGUGUUCUUGCUGACUUCAUGGCGUACCUCUUUCGCUGCGCUCAAACCUAUAUCGAAGAAGCGCAUGUCAGCGGUAGGAGCCUGUUUGCUUCCUCUGGGAGGAAAAUCGACUUUGUCCUAUCUCAUCCGAACGGGUGGGAAGGACCGCAACAGAGCCAGAUCCGUCAGGCUGCCGUCCUAGCCGGGCUCAUUCCUGAUACCCCCGAGGGACAGGCGCGCGUUCGGCUCGUGACUGAAGGAGAGGCAAGCUUACAUUUCUGCAUAUCCAACAUGCUUGCCUCGGAUAGUUUCUCGCGCGUGGUCAUUGAGAAACCUGGGUUCGAUUUGAAGGCGAGCAAAAUGACCGACGCAGGUGUCAUCAUCGUUGAUGCUGGCGGAGGUACGAUCGAUCUCAGCGCCUAUGCUAGCACAGGCUCGCCGUUGUCUUUCGAAGAGAUUGCACCUACAGAAUGUUCGUAUUACCCUCUUGGGUCUGUAUUUGUCACCCGUCGUGCCAGCACGAUGAUAAAAGGCUACGGGUCUCGUUUCGGCGCUACUGACUACGUCGAUCAAAUGACCGCCGCCUUCGACCAGGAAGCCAAGAUUCGCUUCAGGGGUGUCGACGAGCCAACCUAUGUCAAGUUUGGCACUAUCCGUGACACGGAGCUCUCGCAUAACAUUCGAAACGGGCGCCUCAAGCUUCAAGGGCAAGACGUGGCCCAACUAUUCAGGCCGUCGAUUCAGAGCACCAUCGAUGCCAUCGACAAACAGCGAGUCGCAUCCAACAGCCAUAUCUUGUUUGUUUUUCUCGUGGGCGGGUUCGCCAUGAGCGACUACGUGUUCUCUGAGCUUCAAGCGCACCUCUCAGCCAACGGGCUCAUCCUCAGCCGUCCGCGCAGCGAUACAGGGAAAGCCGUUGCUGAAGGCGCUGCGUCAUUUUACGUUGAUCAUCUCGUGUCUACCCGGGUCUCAAGGUUUACGUAUGGCAUUGACUGUAACACUCCUUUCGAUAAAAAAAACCGACAGCACGCGCUACGGAGGCAUAACAUGUAUACGCAGGUUUCGGGAGUCCAAGUGAUCCAGAACGUAUUCAGUAUCAUUCUCCACAAAGCGACUCGAGUCUCGGAAACUCAGGAGUACAGGCGCUCUUACUGGAUGACCUCCGUCAAGAGAACGGGCUUACUUUCCUUGAAUCAGAAAAUUCUUGCACAUCGGGGCGAUGCGCCUGCUCCAUCCUUUACAGAUGAGGACAGAGGAGCGCUUUCAACUGCUUGCACGGUGUACGCAGAUACGUCAAAAUUCGCUCGAUUGCUUCAAGCUCGCAGUGGACCGUCGUCUACGUACUAUGAGUUGAAGUUCGAUAUAGUGCUGCUCUUCGGAUUGACGGAGCUGCAAGCGCAAAUUAGCUGGAUCGAAAACGUAAGCCCUGUUAUUCGUAUUGUUUAG
Molecule: messenger RNA, 1803 nt
Organism: Coniophora puteana RWD-64-598 SS2
Lineage: Eukaryota; Fungi; Basidiomycota; Agaricomycetes; Boletales; Coniophoraceae
Exons: 10
Coding region: 1-1803 (600 amino acids)
Source: RefSeq, a predicted model, not a curated record